Melanotaenia boesemani (Boeseman's rainbowfish) is the source of this 1809-nucleotide messenger RNA. It is a transcript of the gene enpp6, whose product is annotated as ectonucleotide pyrophosphatase/phosphodiesterase 6. The record is from RefSeq and is a predicted model, not a curated record. NCBI's taxonomy places the organism in Eukaryota, Metazoa, Chordata, Actinopteri, Atheriniformes, Melanotaeniidae. The transcript is spliced from 8 exons. The coding region runs from base 78 to 1427 and encodes 449 amino acids.
UCAGAGGCUCCAUCAGCGGCUAACAGCUGAACCAGAACUCGUUCAGGAGAAGUGAGCUCUGGACCUGUUGUCAGAAGAUGUCCUCGGGACUGACGCUCGCGCGCUUCUCUCCCCUCCUGCUUGUGGUCCUGCUGGUCCUGUUCAGAGAGCCGCAGCAGGUUCUGGCGGCUCGUCCGCUGCUCGUCUUCCUCAUCGAUGGGUUCCGCUACGACUACAUGGACGACCUGCACGCGCUGCCCGGAUUUAGGGAGCUUGUGGAGUCCGGGGUGAAGGUAGACUACAUGACGCCAGACUUCCCCAGUCUGUCCUACCCGAACUACUACUCUCUGAUGACAGGCCGUCACUGUGACGUCCAUCAGAUGACAGGAAACUACAUGUGGGAUGAAGUCUCCAACAAGGAGUUUCUGAUUGGGACCAAUCAGGACAGCCGGUUACCCCUGUGGUGGAAUGGAUCCGAACCGCUCUGGGUCACCCUGCAGAAGCUGGGAAAGAAGGUUUACAUGUACUACUGGCCCGGCUGUGAGGUGGAGAUUCUGGGCGUCCGUCCAACAUACUGUGUGGAGUAUGUCUACAACCCAUCGGAGAAAAAACUUAGAGAAUCCAUCAGUGAAGCUCUCACUGUCCUGCGGUCAGGCCAAGCCGACAUGGCUGCAGUGUACUAUGAGAAAAUUGAUGUGGAGGGUCAUCAUUUCGGUCCAGACUCUCAUCAGGUCCGAACAGCUGUCCAACAGCUGGAUUCCGCCAUGCAGAUGCUGACCAGCAAAAUGAAAGACCUAAACAUGAUGAAGCAGCUGAAUGUGCUGCUGUUUUCAGACCAUGGUAUGACCAGAAUCCACUGGAUGGAGAAGGUCAUAGAGCUAGACAAACAUAUUAACAUGUCAGACAUCCAGAAGAUGAUGGACAGAGGACCGGUGGUCAGUCUGUGGCCCAAAAACAACAAGUACCAGCAGGUGUACUCGGCGCUGUCCCAGGUUCCUAACAUGCAGGUCUAUGGCAGACAGGACAUUCCUGAACGCUUCCACUAUAAAAGAGGGAAGUUUGUUUCCCCGCUGACUCUAGUAGCUGAACCGGGCUGGUUCAUCGCCGAGAGCAAGUCCAGGCUCCCAUACUGGAAAAACGACUCUGAAGAACCCCAGGCAUGGCAGAACGGCUGGCAUGGUUAUGACAAUGAGUUCAUUGACAUGAGAGGAUUUUUCUUGGCAACAGGACCUGACUUCAAGAAAAAUGUUCGGGCUGCUCCAAUUCGAGCUGUGGACAUCUAUAACCUGAUGUGCUGGACACUAGAAGUGGAUCCGUUGCCCAAUAACGGGUCCUGGUCGCAGAUAGAGUACCUUCUGAGUGGUUCUCAUGAUCCAAUCCCUCCAGUGACCUGCUGGACCUGCUGCAUUGGUGCCUUAUUAGGAAUACUGUUGACUGUAUGGGAUUAAAACACUUAGCUAUUUGUGAAACAGCUGAUACAAACAAUCCUCUGAGCUUUCACAUCUCUACCAGCUCAUUGCUCCAGUGUUUGUGUUUUGAUGUAAAUAAAAUCUAAACUAAUGUCCACCUUUUUCUUACCAGUGAUUAAUUGAUUUGUUAAUGCUUUCAACAUUUUAAAAGAAAAAGGGGAACUUUGCAACCAUAGCUGAUAUAGUUAACAUGUAAUGAUGCUCUUUAAUUAUAUAUUGUAAGGGUUUUUUUUAAUGUAAAAUGUGACUUUAGUGUGGGAGCUCACUGCAUUUUGAAUAAUAUGUGUAUCAAUAGGAAGAUGUAUGAUUAGAUAUAAAUAUUGGAACUGAUAUUUGGUCCAAUAAAUGAUCCCAGACUGUA